AUGCCCAGAGUCUCCGCUGCCCGCUACGGCAAGGACAAUGUCCGCGUGUGCAAGGUCGACAAAGACCCUGCCACGGGUAUUCACACCGUGACCGAGAUGACGGUCUGCUGUCUUCUAGAGGGAGACAUCGAAACCAGCUACACCGAGGCCGACAAUAGCGUAGUCGUUGCCACCGACUCCAUGAAGAACACCAUUUAUAUCAAGGCCAAGGAGCACCCCGUCAACCCCCCCGAGCUCUACGCGAGCUACCUAGGCACCCACUUCCUCGACAAGUACCCCCACAUCCACGUAGCCAACAUCAAGAUCGUCACCCACCGCUGGACCCGCAUGACCAUCGACGGCAAACCCCAUACCCACUCGUUCUGGAGGGACGGCCAGAACACCCGCGACGUCGAGGCCAGGAUCUCCAGGAAGGAUGGCAUCAGUCUCGUCAGCGGCAUCUCCGGCCUGAGCGUGUUCAAGAGCACGGGGUCGGCUUUCUACGGCUUCGUCCGCGAUGAGUUCACCACGCUCGGUGAGACCCAUGACAGGAUUCUCUCUACUGAUAUCGAUGCCACUUGGAGCUGGAAGUUCCCCGACACUAAGGCCGUCGAGGAGGCUGCUCCCAAGUUCAACAAGGCUUUUGAGGAUGCUACGGCCAUUUGCAUGAAGACUUUCGCUGAGGACGAAAGCGCCAGCGUUCAGAAUACCAUGUACAAGAUGUCCGAGCAGAUCCUCGACGCGGCCCCAGAGGUCCAGACUGUCACUUUCGCCCUGCCCAACAAGCACUACUUCGAGAUUGACCUCAGCUGGCACAAGGGCUACAAGAACACCGGCAAAGACGCGGAGGUGUAUGCCCCUCAAUCAAACCCCAACGGUCUUAUCAAGGUCGAAGUCUCGCGAUAA
Messenger RNA from Scedosporium apiospermum, 885 nucleotides. Its product is annotated as Uricase. Bases 1 to 885 code for a protein of 294 amino acids. Gene Ontology annotation, molecular function: urate oxidase activity. The record is from RefSeq and is a predicted model, not a curated record. Gene Ontology annotation, cellular component: peroxisome. The transcript is spliced from 2 exons. Gene Ontology annotation, biological process: purine nucleobase catabolic process; urate catabolic process. NCBI's taxonomy places the organism in Eukaryota, Fungi, Ascomycota, Sordariomycetes, Microascales, Microascaceae.